UAUAAACAUGUCCAUCAAUCAAGUUAGCGCAUGAUAUUCAUGUUAUACAUUUCCGAACGCUUGUUCGUUUCCAAUUGUCGUUAUAUAGAGUAUUGUAAUGAGGCAUGGACGCCACAGUUCAAUACGAUGUGUGUAUUGUGGGAGCUGGCUUGGUCGGAUCGGCAGCGGCAAGAUGGCUCUCCAACUACCCGGGGAUCAAAGUUUGUCUCGUUGGUCCCUUGGAACCAACAAAAGAGGAAAUGAACGAUAAGUCACGGACCAUCUUCGGAUCCCAUUAUGAUGAGGCGAGAAUCGUGAGUGAGGUGUGCUCUUGGAGGCGAGAUACCACCUGGCCUGUGGUGACCAGGCGAUCCAUUGACAGAUUCAGAGACCUAGAACGAGAGUCAGGUAUCAACUUCUAUCACGAGGUAGGAUGUGUAUUCAAGGCACCCAAAGAAGUAGUCACCAAGGUCUUCAAGUCGCUGCCACCGGGAACUCCAGCGACUUCGUACAGGCCAAAAGGCAUCCAGAAUGUCUUGCCAUACCUUAAAUCAGACGAUUUCCAUUCGCUCCACGAAAGUGCCAAGGGAGGUUACAUGAACCCGCGAAAUUACAUCCUCGCCAACAAGACAAUCGCUCAACGCAACGGUUGCGAUAUCGUCAAUGAAGUCGUCUGCGAUGUUGACGAAAGGCGGCAACCGGGCGCGGAUGCGUACGUGCUCCUGACGAUCAAGCGAAGUCGCGCUGUCAUCACGGCUCGUAAGGUCCUGCUCUGCACGGGAGGGUUUAUAAAUUUUGAGCGUCUCUUACCGAAGCCAGCAUUGGAGAUUGACAUCGACCCUUUGACGGAGAUGGCGGUACUGAUCGAGUUAUCGAGAGAAGAUGCAGAACGUAUGUCCAAGAUGCCGUCCAUUCUUGUGUUCAUACCAGGUGCCAAGGAUCCUAGGAAUUCGUACAUUCUCCCGCCAGUUAAAUAUCCAGACGGGAAGUAUUAUUUGAAAGUGGGUCAUGACUACGACCUCAAUCGGCCGAUGAGAUCGAAGGAAGAGGUAGCAUCCUGGUACCGCGCCAAAGGUCAGAAUCGCCUGGAAGAUUUCAAGAGCAUUUAUCUACGUAUCUAUCAGUCGGUUACAGGAUUUCAUCCAAAAUCCCUCAAAACCAUAACAUGCAUCACCACGGAGACCCCGACCGGUCAGUACUACUGCGAUCUGAUCACUCCUACUAUCGGUGUAGCAGCGGGUGGGAACGGUGGUGGAGCUAUGGUGGCCGAUGAGAUUGGUCGCACGGCAGCCAAGAUGAUCCUCAAGGGAGCCUGGGACUCUGAUCUACCCCAAGACGAAUUCAGGGUCAGAUGGAGAACACGAGAGGGCGUCACAAAAAGUCAGCUGUAGAUAUUCAUCUUGUAGCAAGUAGAUUUAAAGGCAUCGUUUAACAAUGUUAGAUCUGAGAUGCACGGCCCUGCGUGCUACCAGCGUCUGUGAUAUGGUGUAAUA
Molecule: messenger RNA, 1472 nt
Organism: Strongylocentrotus purpuratus (purple sea urchin)
Lineage: Eukaryota; Metazoa; Echinodermata; Echinoidea; Camarodonta; Strongylocentrotidae
Product: monomeric sarcosine oxidase
Exons: 5
Coding region: 105-1370 (421 amino acids)
Molecular function (GO): sarcosine oxidase activity; flavin adenine dinucleotide binding
Source: RefSeq, a predicted model, not a curated record